AUGGCACCCAUCUUACCCCGAGGAGCGGGGUACGGAGUAGUCGUGGGAAUGGGAUUGGUCUUCAGUCUGGUCAUGGUCGGGUUAAGCAAGAUCCAAACCAAAUACACGUCUCACAAAGUCACUUCCACCGAAGAGUUCACCUCGGCCAGUAGAAGCAUUCCACCUGGUCUGAUCGCCGCCGGUAUUGUCAGUGCGUGGACCUGGGCGGCUACCCUGCUACAAUCCAGUGCUACGGGGUACAAAUUUGGAAUCAGUGGACCGUAUUGGUAUGCCUCAGGGGCAACUAUCCAGAUCCUUCUUUUCGCCAUGAUUGCAAGUAAACUGAAGCAGAACGCUCCAAAUUGCCACACCUUCCUGGAGAUCAUUCGUGCUCGAUGGGGAAAGGCAGCCCACUUGACAUUCUUGUUUUUUGGUCUUGCAACCAACAUCAUCGUCUCGACCAUGCUCAUCCUUGGAGGAUCCGCUACUGUCACCGAUCUUACCGGGAUGAACACCAUCGCAGCCUGUUUCCUCAUCCCACUCGGCGUAUCAAUCUACGUUCUAGCCGGCGGAAUGCGAGCCACUUUGAUCGCAGACUACUCGCACACCCUUGUCCUCUACUGUAUCUUGAUAAGCUUUGCCCUGGUGGCAUACGCCACUAGCCCAAUCAUCGGAUCACCAGCCAAGAUGUGGGAGAUGCUCAAGAUUGCGACAGAAAACCACCCGGUCAAGGGCAAUGCGGAAGGGUCGUAUCUGACCAUGAGGUCAAAGAGCGGCUUGAUCUUUGGUGUCUUGAACAUUGUCGGCAACUUUGGAACGGUCUUCAAUGAUCAGGCCUACUGGCAAAGAGCCAUCGCGUCACGUCCGCAAACCAGUGUCAAGGCUUUCCUACUUGGAGGUGUCGCCUGGUUCUCAGUCCCGAUGGGUAUCGCCACUAGUCUCGGUCUGGCCGCCGUCGUUCUCGCUCACGGUGACAAUCCACUCAUCACCCUGACCUCGGAUGAAGUAUCGGCAGGCCUGCCAGCAGUGAAAGCCGCCGCUGCACUCAUGGGUCAAUCCGGCGGAAUCGCCAUGCUCAUCUUGCUCUUCUUGGCCGUCACUUCAGCUUGCUCCGCCGAGCAAAUUGCUGUCUCAUCGCUCUUGACGUAUGAUGUCUAUGGGACAUAUGUGAACCCUCAUGCGUCUGAAAAACAGAUCCUGAGAUCUUCUCAACUGUGUAUCUUGCUCUACUCCCUCUUCAUGGGUGCCAUUGCCACAGCCUUCAACUAUAUUGGCGUUUCCAUGGGCUACCUCUACGAACUGAUGGGGUGCCUGAUUGGCUCAGCGGUCGUUCCCAUUGCUCUAUGCAUCACUUGGAAAAAGGCCAACGGUACUGGAGCGAUAGUCGGAGCCAUUGUCGGUUUCUGCGCCGCCAUUGCAGGCUGGAUCGGUAUCACUGCCAAACUCAACAACGGAGUCGUCACUGUCGACACGACUUUUGGGGAUUAUGAGAUGCUCACCGGGAAUCUGCUUGCCAUUGGAAUCGGAGGUCUUAUCACCGUUGGAUGGUCGAUCAUUCGACCUGCCAAUUUCGACUGGGAAAUCACACGAGCCAUUAAUACUGUCCAACAUGGUCAGGUCGACGUUCAUUCCAGUACACCCUCUGGAGCCGCGACGCCUACUCGGGAGAGCAAGGACGAAUCUGGUGCAUUCACGCCCGGCGAAAAGGAUGGAUCAGGUCUAGCUGUAGCGACACUUCCUGUCGUCGAGGAUUCCGAAGAGGAUCAAGAUGCGAGAGAUCUACAAAAGGCUUUCCGAUUCGCAUCUUGGUCUGCUUUGUCACUGGUGCUCAUCUUGAUCAUCUUGAUCCCUCUGCCACUGUUCUUCUCUUCAUACGUAUACCCUCAGCAUGGCUUCACCGCUUGGGUCAGCAUCAGCUUGAUCUGGUUAUUCGUGGGCUUGGCCCUAGUCGGUAUCUAUCCGAUGUGGGAGGCCAGACAUGGUUUGAGGGAUAUUGUCAACGGGAUAUGGAGGGACCUAAGACGCAAGUAA
Molecule: messenger RNA, 2010 nt
Organism: Kockovaella imperatae
Lineage: Eukaryota; Fungi; Basidiomycota; Tremellomycetes; Tremellales; Cuniculitremaceae
Product: putative urea transporter
Exons: 14
Coding region: 1-2010 (669 amino acids)
Biological process (GO): urea transmembrane transport
Cellular component (GO): plasma membrane
Molecular function (GO): urea transmembrane transporter activity
Source: RefSeq, a predicted model, not a curated record